AUGAUCAAAACUCUACGAUCAGGCCUCUGGACCUGUUCAAGAUGCAUUCGACAAGCAUCCCGGGCUCAACAUCAGCAGCGGCGUUGGCGGUCUGCUGCACCCAGCGCCGCUCAACUCGACGGCUUUCGCACACCGGUCGACCACUCUCCUCCCGGUGCGAAGUAUGACGAUGCGGUAUUGCGCCAGAUAUUCGAUAGCCCUCCAACUUUCCGACACUUCGUCCGGCCGCUGUUCGAUAGCGCCAGUUCGCGAAAUGUUGGGCUGUUCCGGAACAAGUACCUGACGUCGCCGCAAGGCUUUGCAACCUUCGCCGAUGUUACCGUCGUUCGAGCAUCGAGGCUUGUCGAGAAGGUCCUCGGGGCGUCUACAGUGGAAGAAUACAAAGAAUUGGUCCGUGACCUCGACAGACUUAGCGAUGUACUUUGCCGGGUUCUGGAUGUCUGCGACUUCGUCCGGGUCACCCAUCCAGACGAGAAGAUACAACGCGCGGCGUCUGAUGCGUGGUCAGAAGUAUACAUGUACAUGAACCAACUCAACACCUCGACUGGGUUGAGCGACCAGCUUGGGAGGGCUCUGGCCAGCUCCGAGGUCAUGGCUAGUUGGAAUGAGGAGGAGCGAACCGUCGCGCAGCUUUUGUACCAAGACUUCAAGAAGUCUGCGAUACACCUUCCGCAAGAGACUCGAGAUGCCUUCGUCGACGUGUCGCAGAGCAUCAGCGAGCUGGGUGCGAAUUUUGUCGAAAAUAUGGAGCCAGAGCAGAUGUAUGUCUCUUUACCCAGCUCCAAGUUCCACGGCAUGCCACCUCAAAUCGCACAGAGAUUCGUUCGGCUUCGUAACCUGCUUCUACCGACCAUGGCCCCGGCGGCAACUGUGGCUUUGAGGAGCGUUCACGAUGCUGAUACGAGAGAGGCUAUCUACAUGGCCACUCGGACUGCCUCACGUCGGUCGGUGGGAACACUAGAGGAACUUCUUAGGACGCGUGCUGAGCUUGCCAAUCUCUCCGGGUUCGAGAGCUACGGCCAGAUGGCUCUCCGGGAUAAGAUGAUGGCGAAGACCCCCGAGUCCGUCCAUCAGUUCCUUUCGGCAUUGUCCAAGCACAACACUCCGCUUGUCGAACAGGAGAUGACGGAUCUCCUGAAUGAGAAGAGGAAAAGGCUUCAUCUGCCCACCGCAGCCGACCUUCACCCUUGGGAUAAGGAUUACUAUAUGGAGAGUAUACGCGCAGCGAUGAGGUCUAAAAGGCGAACUGAUGAUUCGUUGUCCGCCUACUUCUCUCUUGGUACCGUUAUGCAGGGCCUGUCGAGAUUAUUUACUCGCUUGUACGGAAUCAGGUUCGUACCUACCGAUACUCUGCCGGGAGAGACAUGGCAUCCUGAUGUCAGGCGACUAAACGUGAUCUCGGACACUGAUGGACAUGUGGCCGUGCUUUACUGUGAUCUCUUCUAUCGGGAGGACAAAUCCCCCAACCCUGCACACUUUACUGUGCGUUGCUCGAGAGAGAUCUCGACGAGGGAGAUCCAAGAAGCAUGGGAACAGAACGGUGUCGACGGAUUACCCACGUUUGAAUCGGCUAUUGAUGCUGCGAAUGAUGGGAUGCAUGUUUCCCAGCAGUCUGGCUCGGUAAAGCAACUGCCCACAAUCGCGUUAGUCUGCGAUUUCCAUCAAGACAGAGAAGGGCAGGACGAGCCAGCUUUGCUGGAUUACUAUCAGGUUGAGACGCUGUUUCAUGAGAUGGGACAUGCGAUACACUCAAUACUGGCCCGCACAUCCCUUCAGAACGUUGCUGGUACCCGGUGUGCGACUGACCUCGCUGAGCUGCCCUCUACGCUGAUGGAACACUUCUGUGCAGACCCUUCUGUUCUUGCGCUGUUUGCGCGACACCACAAAACAGAUGAGCCUCUGCCCUAUCACAUGAUUGCAGAGAGGCUGCAGGUCUUCAAUCGGUUCGAGGCAUCAGAUCGCGAGAACCAGAUCAUCCUUGCCAUGCUCGACCAGAAAUACCACUCCUCAUUAGUAAAGGAGCCCAACUUUGAUUCGACCGAGGUCUAUCUUGACCUCCAAAGAAAGUAUGGGAAACUCCCCCCAGAUCCCAAGGGAACGAGGUGGCAAGGCUUCUUCGGGCAUCUCUUUGGGUAUGGCAGCACCUACUACAGCUAUCUCUUCGACCAAGUGCUCUCCGAGCGUGUCUGGAGAGUUGUCUUCUCGGCAGGCCAGAAUGGUGCUGCGCUGGACCGAGCCAACGGCGAGCGAUUGAAGGAAAACCUACUCAAGUGGGGAGGCAGUCGGGAUCCCUGGAGAUGUCUCUCAGACACUCUGCAAGACGAACGGUUGAUAGACGGGGACGAGAAGGCCAUGAGACUUGUUGGGAGCUGGGGAAUCAAAGACGAUGUGCAUGGUUGA
Messenger RNA from Anthostomella pinea, 2400 nucleotides. NCBI's taxonomy places the organism in Eukaryota, Fungi, Ascomycota, Sordariomycetes, Xylariales, Xylariaceae. The record is from the annotation of a GenBank genome assembly.